AUGGAUUUAUAUACAAAACCUUCAUUAUUUCGAUAUCUUAAAAUUUUACAACUUUUACUUACUUUAGCAUGUUUGAGUCUUGAAAUAAUGCAAAUUAUAGAAUUCACAAAAUAUUAUUCUGAUCUCAAUAUACCGACAUCAAAAUUUUUUGAGAAAUUCGGAGGUUAUGGAAUUAAAAUAUACUUUUAUAUAGUUAUUAUAAUUACAAUAAUUGUUAUUGGAUGGUAUAUAAUUAGAUUUAAUGUACUUUGGAGAGAUGGAUCAUCAUAUAGAGAUAUGGGAAUUGAUGGAUUUUUCGCCAUUUUAUGGAUAGUAUCAGGAAUAACAAAUAUUACCCCAACAAAUCGUGGAAUUUUAAAUUGUUCAUCAGAUAAUCGUAAUCAAGUUUUAGAGUGUCAGGCUUACUAUUCAAGUUUAUCAUGUGGAUGGGCGAAUGCAUUAUUAUUCAUAAUAACUGGAUCAUUAUCCUGGAGAUUAUCUUGGGAACGUGAAUGGCGAGGAACAACACAUAGACAAUCAGUAACGAGUCAGCUCAGUCGAGCUA
This is a messenger RNA of Diversispora eburnea, 544 nucleotides long. Lineage: Eukaryota; Fungi; Glomeromycota; Glomeromycetes; Diversisporales; Diversisporaceae. The record is from the annotation of a GenBank genome assembly.